Chaetomium strumarium is the source of this 2912-nucleotide messenger RNA. Its product is annotated as UDP-glucose,sterol transferase. The coding region runs from base 248 to 2770 and encodes 840 amino acids. NCBI's taxonomy places the organism in Eukaryota, Fungi, Ascomycota, Sordariomycetes, Sordariales, Chaetomiaceae. The record is from RefSeq and is a predicted model, not a curated record. The transcript has 6 exons. Gene Ontology annotation, biological process: carbohydrate metabolic process. Gene Ontology annotation, molecular function: UDP-glycosyltransferase activity; hexosyltransferase activity.
AGCGCAACCACGGCAAUGCAUAGAUCGACAGCUCCGUCGCAUGGAAAUCCCUGCCAGCAGCGGCAUUGUCCGACUUCAAAAGGCCGGGAUCCAUGGAUACUUAUUAGAAGAUCAGAUCAUCACCUUGCAGACAGGAUUAUGAAGAUUGGAACCUGAUUCAUGCUUUCCAAGACUUUCGUGUCUCAACUAAACUCUUUUUCCUCGAAAAGCUCUCGUCAGCCAUCACCCACCAUAGCUGGGACUGGAGAUGGGACUCAUGGGAGAAGAAAUCGACAACUCACCACGGACGACUGACAAUGGCCGCGUCGACGUCAAUCUCAAUUCACGCCUUUGCAAGACACUCUCGCUCCUCAUCCCCCCAGAGGCGAAGUUCGACCUGAACGCGGCGGCGGAGCAGUUCGAGUCUGAACUCGCACCGCCGCCCAAGUACGCGGAGGAAGGCCCGCAGAGCAUCCGGCUGAACAUCGUCAUCCAGGUGGUCGGCAGCCGCGGGGAUGUGCAGCCCUUUGUGGCGCUUGGCAUGGAGCUCCGGCGGCACGGCCACCGCGUGCGCCUGGCCACGCAUGACACGUUUGGCGACUUCGUCCGGACCGCGGGGCUCGAAUUCUUCCCCGUCGGCGGCGACCCGGCCGAGCUGAUGGCGUACAUGGUCAAGAAUCCCGGGCUGAUGCCGAGCAUGAAGAGCCUGCGGGCGGGCGACAUCCAGAAGAAGCGCAGGAUGGUGGCCGACAUGCUCGACGGCUUCUGGCGGUCGUGCGUCGAGCCGGAUCCGGCGACACACGCACCGUUCGUGGCCGAAGCCAUCAUUGCGAACCCACCCAGCUUCGCCCACGUGCACUGCGCCCAGGCGCUCGGCGUGCCGCUGCAUCUGAUGUUCACCAUGCCGUGGACCAGCACCCGGCGCUUCUGCCAUCCGCUGGCCAACCUGAGGGGCGGCGGCGAGUCGGGCGUCUCGCAGGAGGUGGCCAACUACGUCUCUUAUAUGGCCGUGGAGUGGAUGACUUGGCAAGGACUGGGCGACGUCAUCAAUGCCUGGCGGACGACACUCGAUCUAGAGCCGGUCCACUUCUCAGAAGGACCCGGGUUGGCCGAGACGCUUAGCGUUCCGUUUACGUACUGCUGGUCACCGGCACUGAUACCAAAGCCAAACGACUGGCCGGCGCACAUUGAUGUCUGUGGCUUCUUCUUCCGAGACCCGCCGUCGUUCACUCCGGACCCGGAGCUCGCCUACUUCCUCAAGGCCGGCCCGCCGCCAAUCUAUAUUGGGUUCGGCAGCAUCGUCAUCGACAACCCCGAGGCACUCACCAACACGUUGCUGGCAGCCAUCCAAUCCACCGGGGUCAGAGCUAUCGUCUCCAGGGGCUGGAGCAAGCUCGGCGGGAACAGAACCUCAGACGACGGCGGAAACGUCUUCUAUCUGGGUGACUGUCCGCAUGAAUGGCUGUUCCAGCGCGUCUCGGUUGUCAUCCACCACGGCGGGGCCGGGACCACCGCCUGCGGUCUCUUGAACGGCAAGCCAACUGUCAUUGUUCCGUUCUUCGGCGAUCAACCAUUCUGGGGCGCCAUGGUGGCCGCCGCCGGUGCCGGCCCAGCGCCGAUCCCGCAAAAGCAGCUCAACGCAACGAACCUCGCAGAGGCGAUACGCUUCUGCCUGACUCCAGAAGCAUCCGAUGCCGCUCAGCGCAUGGCGGCUCAGAUGCGGUUCGAAAACGGCGUGGCCCGCGCCGUCGCCUCCUUUCAUGCAAACCUUCCGCUAGACAGGAUGCGCUGCGAUGUGAUGCCCCAUCUCGCCGCAGCGUGGUCUCUCAAGACCAAGACGACGAACGCCCGCCAGCAAAUUAGACUGUCAAAGGAGGCAGCCGAGGUCCUGCUUGGCGAGUCGAAAGUGAAGUGGAAUCACUUGAAGCGAUACGAGAGCAAGCCAAUACACAUCGAUCUCAGGAGGUGGGACCCAGUCACGGCCUCCAUGUCGUCCUUGGCAACGACAACCACAGGCAUGGUCACAUCCGCGGCCGACAUAAUCGUCAAGCCCAUCCAGGCAUUCACUCGAAACGACAGCUCGACUGCGCAGACUCACGAUCACUAUGGCGCUGCAUCAUCUUCCAGUACUACUAAUAGUAAUAGUACUAGUAGUUCAGCAUCUGAACAGACGAUCUACUGCCGACCCGCCGCGUUCCAUCUUCCCCCCGAGCAGCAGAAGACGACGAAGAAGCAGCAGCAGGAGCACCUCUCCAACCGUGCGGCAGCGGCCGCCCUGGGGUGUGCCUCGGGAGUCGGCAGCUUCUUCAAGAGCUUCAGCAAAGGCUUCUACCUCGACAUGCCGCUGGCCGUAUCCGAGGGCCUGCGCAACGCCCCGCGGCUGUACGGCGGCGAGGUGUACGACCCGGGCCGCGUGACCGACUGGAAGUCCGGCGGGGCGGCCGCGGGCAAGAACUUUGUGCAUGGCAUGGUCGAAGGGCUGGGCGGGAUCGUGACGGAGCCCGUGAAGGGAGCCAAGCGGGACGGGGCCCUGGGCGCGGCAAAGGGCACCGCGGUCGGCCUGCUGAACAUGACCACCAAGGUCUCCUCGGGCGUGUUGGGCCUGGUUGCCUUCUCAGGGCAGGGCCUGUAUUUGAGCGGCAGGUCCCUGGUACACAGGGACACCGGGAAGAUGAUUAGGGAGGCUACCAAGGCCGAGGGUGAAUAUGCCGGGGUGGUUGGGUGUGGGAAGGGCCUUGAGAUUAACAGGAGGACCGUGAUAGAUACGUUUGAUCGGUUGGUGCGAGGAUAAGGAACUACUACGUAAUACAGGUGGAGGGUGUCGGAUAGUGACAGCUGGAGUUAAGACGCGUAUUACUUUGUACGGUAUAACACGAGGCAGGCACUGGCGUUCACAAGACUGAGCGCAUAUAGAUCUAUUAUAGAGUAUUCAG